This is a messenger RNA of Tripterygium wilfordii, 635 nucleotides long. Its product is annotated as dolichyl-diphosphooligosaccharide--protein glycosyltransferase subunit DAD1-like. The transcript has 5 exons. Gene Ontology annotation, cellular component: membrane; oligosaccharyltransferase complex. NCBI's taxonomy places the organism in Eukaryota, Viridiplantae, Streptophyta, Magnoliopsida, Celastrales, Celastraceae. The record is from RefSeq and is a predicted model, not a curated record. Gene Ontology annotation, biological process: protein N-linked glycosylation. The coding region runs from base 70 to 417 and encodes 115 amino acids.
AGAGACCGAGACUGAAAGAGGACGGCAUAUGACUUACGACGAGGCUAAGAGGAAGAAGAGGGCUUGACAAUGGCGAGAUCGACAAGCAAGGAUGCCCAAGACCUAUUAAAUUCUCUACGAUCGGCUUAUGCCGCCACGCCUACCUCUCUAAAGAUCAUCGAUAUCUAUGUCAUUUUCGCUGUCUUCACUGCUCUGAUUCAGGUGGUUUACAUGGCUGUUGUUGGCUCAUUCCCAUUCAACUCUUUUCUUUCUGGAGUUCUUUCAUGUGUAGGCACUGCAGUCCUUGCAGUCUGUCUUCGUAUCCAAGUGAACGAAGAAAACAAGGAAUUUAAGGAUAUGCCACCGGAGCGUGCUUUUGCAGAUUUUGUUCUCUGCAACUUGGUGCUUCAUUUGGUCAUUAUGAAUUUCCUUGGAUGAUUAUGAGCUGUCAGUCUGUUGGAAUAGGUCUGAUGCCAUUGACCAGCAAUUUUCUUUGUUUAUGAAUUGAACUUUAUGAGGCCCUUUAUGUGUUAAAUGUGGAUUUGUGAUAGUGAGUUGUGCGAUAAUUCUUCAGUUCCCUGAAAUUUAUAUUGCUGCAUGUUUCAGUUAAACAGAAACCUUCCUUGCUUGAUUUUAUAUGCUAACUUCUUGUGCAA